This is a messenger RNA of Cylicocyclus nassatus, 1617 nucleotides long. Lineage: Eukaryota; Metazoa; Nematoda; Chromadorea; Rhabditida; Strongylidae. The record is from the annotation of a GenBank genome assembly.
AUGCGCUGUUGCCGCUAUUACUGGUUCGACCUCUGCCUGGCUUGCAUGACUUUUGCCAGCUCAUUUGGACAUGCGAUCACUGCUACGGCCGUCUUGAUUCUCACAUCUGGUAUAUGGAUAGCGAUCUAUUUCGCUGCCAUAAAACCGUCGGCAAAAGGCGACGUCUACAAUGUCCAGAACUACUAUAAUGACUGUAACAAAACAUAUCCGUCGAAGCCGAAGUGUGUUCCUCCUCCACCGGUGGAAUGUGGAAGGACAUGCGAAUUUGUAAUAUGCGAGACAAUACCUGCCGGUCUUACUUUUAACACAUCCUAUCCCAUAUUCAACAAAACUACUGACUGCUGGAUGAGACUCAUGAGUGAAGCCAAGAAAGAAGUAAUAAUUGGUAGCUACUAUUGGUCUCUCUUGGUUGAAAAUACUGGCAACAAUUACACGGUAGAUACUACGAACACUUCUAGUGAUGGAAAGCUAAUCUAUGAUACUCUGCUCAAAACAGCUCAACGAGGAGUUAAUGUAAAAAUUGCGCAAACUUAUGCAGAUGGAGGGUAUCCCGAGACUACCAAUUUGGCGAAGUCAUCGGAUGGAAGGAUAAAAGUACGGUCGUUGGAUUUUACCCAGUGGUAUCCAGGAGGGAUUCUUCACACAAAGUCAUGGGCCGUUGAUGGCAAGCAUAUGUACAUAGGCUCAGCUAAUUUUGACUGGAGAGCACUCACUCAGGUUAGGGAGCUUGGACUAGCUGUCUACAAUUGCCCAUGUGUUGCUAAUGAUCUCACUAAACUACUGGAAAUCUAUUGGGAAAUGGGAGCACCGGGUGCAAAGAUACCAGACAGAUGGCCCGAAUCCUUGUCUACAUCGGCAUAUCAUGAAAGACCCACAUCGGUGCCACAACAGAAAGGAGAUCAAGCUGUUUACAUAUCGGCUGCACCUCCAGGAUUCCGGUCUUGUGGCAGAGAAGAUGAUCUCGACGCAAUGUUGAAACUUAUAGAUGAAGCCCAGGUCAGUCUGGACAUGGCCGUAAUGAAUUACGCUCCUUCUACUCUUUAUAUCAAACCAUUAAAUCGAUGGUUCGGCAAAUUAGACGAGGCUAUUCGCAGAGCUGCUUUCGACAGACAAGUCAAGGUCCGCUUUCUAUUUUCGAAGUGGUCCCACACGGCAGCCAAAUACUUUUCUUAUCUACAUUCGUUAGCAGAUAUUAGCAGUCAAUUACCGUGUGUUUAUGAAAAUAAUAAGUGUGUUAAAAGGGGAUCCAUAGAUGUCAGAAUUAUUGAAGUACCUGACAUGGAAUACGGUGGCAUACCGUACUCUAGGGUCUACCAUAAUAAGUAUUUCGUCACUGAAAAAGCCGUAUAUGUUGGAACUUCAAACUGGUCGGCUGAUUAUUGGUGGUACACAGCUGGCAUUGGAGUAGUGGUAAAAUCUGAUGACUCUAGUCAGCAGUCGUUUAUAGUAAAUCAGUUUGAACAAAUCUUUGAAAGAGAUUGGUAUUCGGACUACACGACCCCUUUAUCAGAUUUCGACAUUUAUGGGAAGACAACGAAUAAAACCACAACGUUAUGACACACAACACUCACUUGAUGAGAUGGCAAUGCCAUGUAUAUCACUAUCUCUGAAAUAAAC